AUGUCGGAUCUUCAGGCACCGCUUGUAAGGCCCAAGAGAAAGAAGACAUGGGUUGAUUACUUUGUCCAGUUCCGAUGGAUCAUUGUCAUUUUCGUUGUCCUUCCAAUCUCGGCCACACUUUACUUCCUCAUUUACAUUGGGGACAUGUGGUCAGAGUCGAAAUCCUAUGAGAAACGCCGAAAGGAACACGACGAGAAUGUCAUGAAAGUCAUCAAAAGGCUUAAGGAGAGGGAUGCGGCUAAAGACGGGCUGGUCUGCACAGCUCGUAAGCCUUGGAUCGCCGUGGGAAUGAGGAACGUUGACUACAAGAGAGCCCGCCAUUUCGAGGUUGACUUGGGCGAUUUCCGUAACAUCCUUGAGAUCAACAAGGAGCAGAUGUUUGCUAGAGUGGAGCCUCUUGUCAACAUGGGACAGAUUUCCCGUGCCACCGUCCCAAUGAACCUGUCUCUCGCUGUUGUUGCUGAGCUAGAUGAUCUCACUGUUGGUGGACUCAUCAAUGGAUAUGGUAUUGAAGGAAGCUCUCACCUCUAUGGUUUGUUUGCGGAUACCGUUGAGGCCUACGAGAUCGUUCUAGCAGGCGGGGAACUUGUCCGUGCCACAAAGGAUAAUGAGUAUUCCGAUCUUUUCUAUGCAAUCCCGUGGUCACAAGGAACGCUCGGACUCCUUGUUGCUGCUCAGAUCAAGCUUAUUCCAGUUAAGGAGUACAUGAGGCUCACUUACAUACCAGUCAAAGGCGAUCUACAAACCUUGGCUCAAGGUUACAUGGAUUCUUUCGCACCCAAAGACGGUGACAAGUCUAAGGUCCCGGAUUUCGUCGAAGGCAUGGUGUACAACCCAACUGAAGGUGUCAUGAUGGUUGGAACAUACGCAUCUAAAGAAGAGGCAAAGAAGAAAGGGAACAAAAUCAACAAUGUGGGAUGGUGGUUCAAGCCAUGGUUCUACCAACACGCUCAGACCGCGCUGAAAAAGGGACAGUUUGUUGAGUACAUCCCGACUCGUGAAUACUACCACAGGCACACAAGGUGCUUGUACUGGGAAGGGAAGCUUAUUCUUCCAUUUGGUGAUCAGUUCUGGUUUAGGUUCCUCCUUGGUUGGUUGAUGCCUCCAAAGGUUUCUCUUCUUAAGGCCACUCAAGGUGAAGCUAUCAGGAACUAUUACCAUGAUAUGCAUGUUAUUCAGGACAUGCUUGUUCCCCUUUACAAGGUUGGCGAUGCCCUCGAAUGGGUCCACCGCGAAAUGGAGACCCCAAUCAAACAACAGAUAUACCCAGAGCCAGGCUUUGAAUACGAAAACAGACAAGGAGACACAGAAGAUGCUCAGAUGUACACUGAUGUUGGAGUCUACUACGCGCCUGGUCCUGUCCUAAGAGGCGAAGAGUUUGACGGAUCAGAAGCUGUGCGUAGGAUGGAGAAAUGGUUGAUUGAGAACCACGGAUUCCAGCCUCAGUACGCUGUGUCUGAGCUCGACGAGAAGAGCUUCUGGAGAAUGUUUGAUGCUGACUUGUAUGAGCAUUGCCGCAAGAAGUACAGAGCUGUUGGAACGUUCAUGAGUGUUUACUACAAGUCGAAGAAAGGAAGAAAGACUGAGAAAGAAGUUAGAGAAGCCGAACAAGCUCAUCUCGAAACAGCUUACGCCGAGGCAGAUUAA
Arabis nemorensis is the source of this 1647-nucleotide messenger RNA. The record is from the annotation of a GenBank genome assembly. NCBI's taxonomy places the organism in Eukaryota, Viridiplantae, Streptophyta, Magnoliopsida, Brassicales, Brassicaceae.